AUGAUGGCACUGACUUGGACCAGCACCAGCACCAGCACCAACGGCCCGUCGCUUCAUCACACCAGCUUCGAACCUUGGGCGGGCCCCACUGGCAUGACGGCCACUACCACUGGUGAAACGCCAGUUCCCGACUCCCUCGACUCUCUGACCCCCAAGCGCUCCUCCUUAUUGCACCGGUCGCACCAGUCCCGACGAUCCGUUCCAAGCUUUCACCUUCCCAGCCUCCAGACUACCACUCUCACAGCUUCAGCUUCCGCUUCGGCUUUGGCGUUAUCGUCAACUUCCUCCAAAUCAUCAUCUAACCGCAAUUCCGCUCCCGUGGUGACAUUCUCGCCCAACGUCUUAUCGGGUCCUAAUGCCGGGCGACCUCAGCAAGACUCCCUCUCCCCCGUGCUUCGCCCUGAUGUGAAGCGCACCAUGCCAUCGAGCGUGGCAUAUUCCGAAACGAGGACCCUGGCGAGCGGUCAUAGUCGCGCCUUAAACGGUGCUUAUCGAUUAGAGCCCGACAAGAUCAACAACAACGCCUCGGAGAUCGAUGACAGCCGCCCCAAAAACGAAGAUGUCUUUCUGAACAUCGCAAGAACUGAUUCAGGUCGUCGCGACUCCCUUGGUCGGUCGGAUUUUAGACGAGUGAGUGGCCUUGCUAGACUCAGAGGAGGUCGUGCUUCGCGUGUCGUGAACCAUCGCACCGUCCCGACCCUUUCUCCCGCGACUAGGAAGAUGACUGACGGAAGAGGGGAUGAGAGUAAACAGUCGCGACUAGGAUAUUCUACUCAAAGCCUUCGGUCGCCAACUACGCGAGCCGAGCCUGAACAAACCCCUUCCCCCGACCAGCGGUUUAGCAAUGCCGACAGCCCCUUGCUUUCGCAAAAGGGUUCGCCCACAGUCCCCCUGGGCUCGGUCAACCACUCCCCAUCCGCUUCUGCCCACCCUCUCGACGACCCAGCCCGCUUCCGCUACUCGAGCCUGACCACCGGCUCACGAUCAGUUAUUGGCGCUCCGCGCAGCAGACUUAGUCGAACGAGCCCAGAGACGUCCCCACGUUCACCACCGGUCAACGGUGAGCGACGGCCAUCCAUCCACGAACCGCGCCUACGGCAUUCUACCCUAUCUACAAUUCGAAGUAGCCGCCAACCAUCCACUUCCGAGGCCACGGAGCGUGCACGGGGAGAAACCGACAAGGCCCGCGACGGGACCGAAUCUACUCUGUCGACUAACGCCCCUUCUACUGUCUGGGACGAACUAGACGAUCUCAAGUCUCGAAUCCGCAAGCUGGAGCUCACCGGCAAAUUACCUCCAUCCUCACAGGAAGCGAUCUCUGGCGCCGCUCAGGAACGGCCGCGAACUGCAGCAACUACCGUGACUGCAUUGUCGACUUCACCAAAGCACCACCGCAAAGUCAGCGUGCCCUCGGCAGACGCUGACUAUGCGGCACAGAGCCAAGUUCACCCACUGUUGCAGUCGGCACUGGCAAAAGCCAAAGAUGUACUGACUAGUGACGUGUACACGGCGCUGGAAGCGACGAUCAAAGAUGCCUUGACCCUGUCCACCAUGUUGGGCGUCAAUACAGCUCCGUCGGGCACGGUCUCCGUCGUGAAUGGAGGGUACAGUUCGUCCGAGAGGCACGCCCGCCGCAAAGCGGACAGCGUGUGCCGCAGCCUGACCGAGCUGUGUCUGGCUCUGACGGACAAGCAGUUGCAAAGGAAUCGAUCGCGUUCGACAAGCCACGUUCCGGGAACGCAACCUCAGCGGACGAAUGGCGGCGAGAGUGAAUCCUUGGGGCCGGGACCAUCCUAUCAACGGGCUUCCAGCCAUGAACCGGAGGGUCUUGAGCGGCGUCCAAGCACGAGCAGCCGCAUGUCCAGUCGCUUAGAAGCACGCAGACUGUCUUUGAUUAACCCCGUUACGGCAACUGCUGCAGAUAACAAGUUACCCCAGUCGCCAAGCGUUGCUCCUCCACCAAGUCGUCUCCAUCGCAUGUCGGCCUCUCUUCGCAGUCGCAGGCCACCAACCGAUGAAGAGACUCCGGAGACAGCGACUCCAUUCAAUCGGUCUCUUUCUAGGGCCAUGACAGAGGUGGCGACACCGAGCCCCGCGCAGAGUGUAUCCCCACGACAGCGUUUGUCUCAUAGCGGCUCGAUAUCUCGCUCAAUCCCGAAUGUUCAGCAGCAAGAACAGCAUGAUCAGGGAUUGGGUGUCUCGCCUCGCACCUCGCAGUACCAGCAAAACCCUGCCCCCUCUCAAACACCCCAAGCUCAACCUCGAACCCCGACUACCUUAUCUCAAUCAAGUAUCCCGUUCCGCCGCAGUUAUAUGGCACCGGCUGUAUACUCCCCUGCGACAUCCCGCUCCAACAUUCAGGCUGGAUCCCGCCGGUAUGGCCUCUCGCCCAGCUUCUCCAGCACCACACCAGGCCCUGUCGCCGAAGAGAGCCCUCGAUCCUCUCAGCUAGGCCCGCCCCAAACCCGCAUCAGCGUGCCUUCGGGAAAAUCCGCUACCAGCUAUACCCCCAUUCAGCAACCUCGCCUCCGUACCAACAGCUUAGGCACACGGAAAUUCGGCCUUAGACGCCGCUCUGCUGCCACCCCCGACGACACCUUCAACUUGGAUGACAGUAUCGACUAA
Molecule: messenger RNA, 2625 nt
Organism: Penicillium cataractarum
Lineage: Eukaryota; Fungi; Ascomycota; Eurotiomycetes; Eurotiales; Aspergillaceae
Product: putative LPXTG-motif cell wall anchor domain protein
Exons: 1
Coding region: 1-2625 (874 amino acids)
Source: RefSeq, a predicted model, not a curated record